GAAAAUGUCCGAUUACACGUUAUCUUGCAUUUAAAAUGCAUACAAAAAGGAACCUUGCCAUGGACAUUUGAAUCGAUUAUUGGAUUUCAAGCCAUUGAAAUUGGAUCGCUUUAAGAAAAGGAUCCGAUGCCCAAAUAUUUGAAGUAAAGUAUUCAUCUUCAUUUCAUUUGUUCAUUUGAUUUCCUAGACUUGGUAUCAUCCUUUACACAUGCAAUCAUCGUUGCUUUAAUUUCCAGACUUACAAAUUUGUUAUCUUCUUUUCCCUUUCUAGUUCCUAACAUUUCAAACCUUUCAGACUACGGACUCAAAGAUGGCAGAAGCUUUUUUGGGUGCUGUUGUGAACGAAGCGGUGGCGAAAGUGAUUCCAAUUGCCGCUGAACAAAUCAGCCUUGCAUGGGGUUUCAAAAAACAGCUGAAAAAACUUGGUGAGACACUUGGAAUGAUCGAAGCUUUCUUGCAAGAUGCAGAGGAAAAGCAAACAAAGAAUACCUCAGUGAAGUUAUGGUUAGAGAGGGUCGAAGAUGUUGCUUAUAAGGCUGUUGAUGUCCUUGAUGAGUUUGCUUAUGAAAUUCUCCGAAGGAAAGUGGAGAUUCGGAACCAAAUUCUGAGGAAGGUACUCGACUUCCUUUCAUGUAACAAUUCCAUUUUAUUUCGUCUCAAGAUGGCUAAUAAAAUUAAGGACAUCCUUACAUCACUGGAUGAACUUAACAACUUGGCCAGUCAAUUUGGUCUCCAACAGAGAGCUAUAGAUCAUAUAACUCCAGUUACUGCAUAUGGAGGACCAAAGGUGGAGACAAUCUCCUCCCGCGGUGACUCAAACAUUGUCGGAAGGAAACAUGAUGUUUCAAAAGUAGUUAACCUGUUAGUCAAUCCCAAAGAUAAGCAGGUUGUCUCUGUUGUGCCUAUAGUAGGUAUGGCAGGUCUUGGCAAAACUACUUUAGCGAAGCUGGUUUAUGAUGAUUUGAAUGUGCAAAGGCGUUUUGUCAGAUUCUGGGUGUGUGUCUCUGAUCAUUUCGAUGUCAAGAGGAUUUUAAAAGAGAUGUUAGAGCAUUUUACUGAUGAUCCGAUCUCAAUUCCUCAAAAUAAGAAUGCAAUGGUUGAGAAACUCAAGCAGAAGAUUGAAGGGGCCAAAGAAGGAAAGGAUCAGAUCAAGUAUCUUCUUGUACUUGAUGAUGUAUGGGAUGUUACGGAAUGGGAGGAUCUAAAGCUUUGUCUGGAAGGAAUCAGUACAAAUGGCGGGAAUGGAGUUAUUGUGACAACACGCAAAGAAGAUGUAGCAUCAACAGUGCAAGCACGUUCGGAUCAAUGGCAUCAACCAGAAAAACUACAAGACGAAGAAUGUUGGUCCAUAAUUAAAGAACGUGCACUGAGAGACUCUCCAAUAUCUCACGGAUUAGAGCCUAUUGGAAAAGAAAUUGCUAAGCAGUGUCAAGGUGUGCCAUUAGUAGCUAACGUUAUUGGAGGGUUAAUGAGCAAAAUUGAAUUGAGUCCCCGCGCGUGGUUGGAAAUUCAAAGAAGUGGUGUAUGGGGUUCACCAGAAAGUGUGUUAAAAGUGGAACGUGUGUUAAAACUAAGUUUCGAUUGCCUGUCUUCUCCAUCUUUGAAGAAAUGUUUUGCGUACUGUGCCAUGUUUCCUAAAGAUUAUUGCUUUAAAAAAGAGGAAUUGAUCCAACUGUGGAUGGCUGAAGGAUUUCUUGGCACCUCUAUGGCAAUGGUGGAUAAUGGUAACAAAUACUUGAAUGAACUUUUAUCAAAUUCCUUAUUCCAAAAUGUUACGAGGGACACUUGCGGGAAUAUUCUCACACUCAAGAUGCAUGACUCAGUGCAUGAUUUAUCUUUGUCUGUGUCAAAGUUUGAUGCUUUGAUUUUCCGAGAAAAUUCCACUCCCAUCACAAAUGAGUGUUCUCAUAUUCGUCAUCUCAAUGUUGGAUGUGAUGGGGAAUCAUUGCCAAGAAUGUUGACAAUAGUUGCUCCGAAAUUAUUCUCGUUGUUUUCAGAGAUUGAUUUGUUCAAGAAGCUAUCAAAAAGCUUCAAAUUCAAAAGAUUAAGAGUCCUAAAGUUGGUCGGUACUUCUUAUAUUUUUGAGUUUCCAGAUUCCCUUGGAGAAUUGAAGCACUUGAGGUAUUUGGACAUCUCAGGGACUCGUAUCAGAGCACUGCCUAAGUCCUCAACAAAACUUUACCAUCUCCAAACAUUGAGGCUCUUGGGUUCAGUGAUAUUAACCUUUCCGGAUGGAUUGGAAAAUUUGAUAAGCUUGAAGCACUUGUAUUUUGAUACACAAGAUGUUCAACCAGAUAAUAUCGGAAACCUGACUUGUCUUCAAACAUUACCCGUAUUUUGUGUGGGUUUAGAAAGGGGACAUUCAAUUAAGGAGUUAGGAUCCCUAAACGAACUCCGUGGAGAAUUGGAGAUACGCCGUUUACAGUGUGUUAGAAACAAACAAGAGGCUAAUGGAGCAAAUCUACACCUUAAAGAAAAAUUAUGCAAGUUGAUAUUUGAUUUUAAAUGGAGUAGUAGUUAUAACAGUGAGGAAGUGAUGGAAGGUCUCCAACCCCACUCAAAAUUGCAAAGCUUAACUGUUAACGGUUAUGGAGGCAACAGCUUUCCCUCAUGGAUGUUAAGACCUGUUGGUGAUUCUGGUUUGUUUUUGCUUAACAAUUUGUUGGAGCUGGAGUUGUUCCGUUGCCACAAUUGUGAAAGUCUUCCACCUCUGGGCCAAUUGCAGAAUCUCCAGUUUCUUAAUUUGAGAAAUCUGCGGGAAGUGAAAGGCAUGGGUAGUGAAUUUUAUUGCAACAAAGGCAUUGAUGAUAUGAAUAAGGUGAUCAAGGUGUUUCCUGCAUUGAAAAAAUUCACCAUAAGCGGGAUGGAAAGACUAGAAGAAUGGACAGCAAUGACGGCCACAAAGACAAUCAUGUUUCCUUGCUUGGAGGAGCUGAAUAUUUGGAGUUGUCCUAAUUUAAGUUCAAUUCCAGAGUUGAAAGGAUUUUCCUCUCUUCAAAAUCUAUCAAUUGAAAGCUGCGCUGAGUUGGAAGUUAUUUCGAUGACCGGGGGAUGUUCAUCUCUUGAAAAGCUUAGCAUUCUUUUUUGCAAGAAAUUAAGCAAGAUUGGAGACGGAUUAUCUACCUCCACUUGUCUCAAAGAAUUAGAUCUAUAUGGUUGUCCUAAUUUAAGUUCGAUUCCAGAGUUGAAAGGAUUUUCCUCUCUUCAAAAUCUAUCAAUUGAAAGGUGCGCUGAGUUGGAAGUUUUUCCGAUAACCGGGGGAUGUUCAUCUCUUGAAAAGCUUAACAUUCACCUUUGCAAGAAAUUAAGCAAGAUUGGAGACGGAUUAUCUACCUCCACUUGUCUCAAAGAAUUAGAUCUAUAUGGUUGUCCUAAUUUAAGUUCGAUUCCAGAGUUGAAAGGAUUUUCCUCUCUUCAAAAUCUAUCAAUUGAAACGUGCAAUGAGUUGGAAGUUCUUCCGAUUACCGGAAGAUGUUCAUCUCUUGAAAAAGUUAACAUUUCCAGUUGCAAAAAAUUAAGCAAGAUUGGAGACGGAUUAUCUACCUCCACUUAUCUCAAAUAUUUACAUCUAUAUGAUUGUCCUAAUUUAAAGCCCAUUCCAAGUUUAGAUGGACUCUCUUCUCUCACAGAAUUAAAAUUGGACAAUGUAGGGGAAGGAUGGAGUUGUCUCCUACCAAAUAUGUUUCGAUCCAAUACUUCCCUUCGCAGUCUAAGAAUAUUAAAUUUGCCUGAUCUGAUACGGAUUCCAGAUGACAGCCUUGGUAGGCUUAAUUGCUUGGGAGAAUUAACCAUUGGUGGUUUCUCAGAAGAGCUGCAAGAAUUCCCAUUUCUCAGUUCCAUUCAAUAUCUCAGUGCCUCCCUUCGAGUUCUAAAGUUGAUUGGUUGGGAAAAGCUAAAGAGUCUUCCCCCCCAACUUCAAUUCCUCACUUCCCUUGAAGCUUUGACGAUAAAAGAGUUUCAAGGAAUAGAAGCCUUACCGAAGUGGUUGGGAAAUCUCUCUUCUCUAAGGUUUCUAAAUUUGAGUGGUUUUGAAAAGCUAAAGAGCCUUCCUCACCAACUUCAACUCCUCACUGCCCUUAAAGUUUUGAUUAUGUCGGGGUUUCAUAAAAUAGAAGCCUUGCCGGAGUGGUUGGGAAAUCUCUCUUCUCUAACGCGCCUGCAUAUCGAUUCAUGCAAUAAACUCAUGUACCUGCCUUCUGUAGAUGUUAUGCGAAGCCUCUCCAAAUUAAAUGAAAUUAGCAUUGCAGAUUGUCCUCAAUUUGAGAGAAACUCUGAAUGGUCCAAGAUUUCCCACAUUCCACAAAUAUAUAUUAAUUAUCGGAGGUUCGGGAUUUACCUCAUUCCGUAAAAAUAUAUUAAUUAUCAGAGCAUUUAGUUUGAGAAUGGAUACAUUGAAGACUCUGUUUGCGAACUGAAUGUAUGGACAGAAAAGGAGAUGCUGGUAGGGCUUGAUUCAGAGUGAAUUGUUCUCCUUUUCAACAUUGAAACAGACAACGUUGGUUCACCAAUGCAGUGUUGAUCAACGGGUUUAUCUGAUGUCUGUCUGAGCUGAUUUUUGGACAAUUGCUAGUAGGCUCAAGGGUUUCAAUUGUGCAAAGUUGGAUUUUUCAAUAUUAGUCAUAUUUGGGUGAUUCUCUCAACUUUUCUCUUUAGUUUGUUUGAGAUUAUUUGUUGAUACGCUUGUUGAAGUUGUAUGCUUUUUGUUGUGGUUUUGUACUAUGAUCGUGUAGUAAACCUUUGAAUAUAGUGAAGCUUUUAAGUGGACA
This is a messenger RNA of Gossypium arboreum, 4766 nucleotides long. Its product is annotated as putative disease resistance protein RGA1. Lineage: Eukaryota; Viridiplantae; Streptophyta; Magnoliopsida; Malvales; Malvaceae. Gene Ontology annotation, biological process: defense response to fungus. Gene Ontology annotation, molecular function: ADP binding. The transcript is spliced from 3 exons. Bases 311 to 4348 code for a protein of 1345 amino acids. The record is from RefSeq and is a predicted model, not a curated record.